Gopherus flavomarginatus (Mexican gopher tortoise) is the source of this 1344-nucleotide messenger RNA. It is a transcript of the gene RPP38, whose product is annotated as ribonuclease P/MRP subunit p38. Gene Ontology annotation, biological process: tRNA 5'-leader removal. The record is from RefSeq and is a predicted model, not a curated record. Gene Ontology annotation, molecular function: ribonuclease P activity; ribonuclease P RNA binding. Gene Ontology annotation, cellular component: ribonuclease MRP complex; fibrillar center; nucleolar ribonuclease P complex. The coding region runs from base 244 to 1095 and encodes 283 amino acids. The transcript has 3 exons. Lineage: Eukaryota; Metazoa; Chordata; Testudines; Testudinidae.
UGAGAGCCUCAGCGCCAGCGGGGAGAGGAGGCGAGUGUCGGGUGUUGUCCCUGCCGAGAGGCCGCGGCGGGGCCGUAGGAGGCCGCACAAGGCAGCGCGACGGGGGCCGCGGCUCGGCCCGAGCCCGGUUUGGUGUUCUGAGGUGUCUACAGGGCUUCAGAUAUUUACCAGAACAUCUACCGUUUGGAGAACUAAAUCUACUAGUCAGAGCUGAGUUGUCAACACACAGAGAAAAGCAUCAAGAUGCCCAUAGUGCAGGCCAGGGGUGGAUCAGUCCGUAAAGCAAAGAAAAUUACUGUAAAAACAUCUUUAAAUAACCCAUAUAUCAUCAAGUGGCAUACCCUAGAAAGAGAUGAUAUGCACUUUAUACUCCAGACCUUGGAAGAAAGGAUUAAACACAUUGGACUUAAAAAGAUUGAGACUCGAAGGAGGAAAAAGCAUUCUGUUGCAAAAAGGCAAAUUAAAGAAAAAUGUGAUGCUAGUGAUUGUAGUGUACUUCCAAAGGAGAAGGAAAUAGACCAUAUUCAACAAGAACAAGGAUGGACUGACUUAAAUGUCAGGAAACAGCUUGCUAUUGGAAUUAAUGAGGUUACUAGAUCUUUGGAAAAAAAUGAACUACUUCUAGUGCUGGUGUGUAAAUCUGCAAAACCUACUAUGAUCACCAUGCACCUUAUUCAGCUGAGUGCCAGUCGAGCAGUCCCUGCUGGGCAGGUUCCACGUCUUAGUGAAAGCAUAGCACCUAUGCUUGGCUUAACAUCUGUUCUAGCACUGGGUUUUAAAAAGAAUUCUGAUACUUUUACUGAAGUAGUCAAAGCUAUAAUACCACGGAUACCUAGCUUGGAUGUGCCCUGGAUUCAUCACAGAAGUGAGCAACAUAUGGCAGAGGCAUAUACUGAUCCUUUGGAAAUUCAAGAUACCGAGCUUAUGGAGACCUCAGCGGAGGAGUUCCCUCAAAGCCAUAAGUGGAAAUGUACUGAAAGCAGUAAGUCAGAUUCUUCAAAUGUAACUUUACAAGCUCUCAGAAUUAAAAAGCUUGUUCCAAAUCCAAAUAAGAUACGAAAACCUCCCAAAAAUAAAAAAGCUGUUUCAAAAUAACUUAGUUUAGUACAAGUCUUUACAGCGGGAGUAAAAUGAUUUUUAUGUAGUAUUGGAAACUGCCCCAUGUAACUAAGUUAGCUGCUUUUAAAUAUCAUAGCUUCAGAUGUAAAGUCAUUUGACCAAUAGAAGAUGAACUCAGACUUGUUUUGUUCUGACAUUAAAGCAUGCAAUCUAUAAAUUGUGCAUAAGUGUUAACCGCUUUCCUGCUUAAUUAUUGUUUAGAGAGCCUAGGCUUACUGGUGUGUG